This is a messenger RNA of Amphimedon queenslandica, 937 nucleotides long. RefSeq lists its product as uncharacterized. NCBI's taxonomy places the organism in Eukaryota, Metazoa, Porifera, Demospongiae, Haplosclerida, Niphatidae. The transcript is spliced from 4 exons. Gene Ontology annotation, molecular function: protein binding. The coding region runs from base 73 to 636 and encodes 187 amino acids. The record is from RefSeq and is a predicted model, not a curated record.
UGGACACUACAUGGGCUGUUAUCUCAUGGAGUGUACCUAGUUAUAUUCCAUCAGACUAUCCCAUUAUCACAUAUGAGAAUAGGAUAUCAUAUUCUUUUUGACAAAUGUUGCUGUUCAACAAUAGACAAUGAUGACAUUGAUAAUCAAAAGCUACAGCUUUCUAAUUCAACUAAUGGCAAUACAUUUACUGCUAGAAUCAAUAAUCUUGAUGCUAUGUCUUGUUAUAUUUUUGGUGUACGUGCAUACACAGACAGAGGACCUGGUGGAUGGGUCUUUAUUGCUAAUGAGACAUUGAUCAGUACUCAAUUUGUGACACUAACACUAGUAACUACUCAAGAAGUAGAAUCAACUAAUACAGUAUCAGGAGCUGUUGAUGGUGCUAGUAUUGGACUGGGUGCAGUGGUUGGAUUAUUAUUAAUAUCACUAGCUGUUAGUAUCAUUAUUCACAUCUACUGCUUUAUCAAGCUUAAAACCUAUGAUGCAACCACUGCUAAGCAAACCAAGUUUGUUGAUGAUAUACCAAUGCAAGCCUGUGAACCAUAUGGUAUUCACAAGACUAAAGAUGUUACAAAAGAGGCAGUAUAUGAGUGUCCUGAUGUCAAUGUUAAUGAUACUGCUAUUUAUGAAGAAACAUAACUUAUGAAACACAGCAGUAUAAAAUGUCAGUGUGCUUGUAUAAUUUUGUCACUGGAUAGCAACAUAAAUAUACACAAAUACCAUAGAUACAUGUGUAUUAUAUCUAUGCAAAUGCAUACAUACUUUUCUAGAUAUAGAUUUCAGUUCUGGAGUGUCACUGUAUUCAUACUGCUCAUGGCUACUCUAUUAUACUGUAUUUACGAUUUGUAAUCACAUUGGUGUUAUUAUAACUACUUUCGGUGUCCAGUUAGUCAAAUUUUUGCAGUGUUUGUUAUUUAUUCUAUUGAUGCUAUCUAAUCAA